This is a messenger RNA of Drosophila grimshawi, 2475 nucleotides long. Its product is annotated as ATP-binding cassette sub-family G member 4. NCBI's taxonomy places the organism in Eukaryota, Metazoa, Arthropoda, Insecta, Diptera, Drosophilidae. Gene Ontology annotation, cellular component: plasma membrane. Gene Ontology annotation, molecular function: ATP hydrolysis activity; ABC-type transporter activity; ATP binding. The transcript is spliced from 10 exons. The coding region runs from base 222 to 2303 and encodes 693 amino acids. The record is from RefSeq and is a predicted model, not a curated record.
ACUGGCAUUCUGAGGGAAUCGGCCAGCGCUAGCUGGGAUUACUGUUUGUUUGCUGGCCGCCAGUCGCCGAUGUCACAUCGAAGACGCUGUUACGCGGUUUUGUAGAGCGCGCACAAAGCAAAUCGAAAAACUGUAGAUCGACUAUAGAUUUAAUAAACUGCCUGGCGACGUGCAAUAUUCUUCUUUAACUUCGAUCGUUUGAGCACGGCUGAUCGAAACAUAUGAUGUCGGCGCGAGAUCAGUUCUUCAACAGCGAUGGCGGCACAGCCGGCAUUGGACUGGGCAUUGAGAUUGGUGAGAGCAGCACAUCGCAGGUGGGACGCGGUGUUUACAAUGCCACCACAGUGCCAAUGACAAAUGCGAGCAGCUGGCGCAAUGGACAGACAAACACAGCAACCAAAACAACGCCCACUGCGAUUGCCACAACAACUGCCUCUCAGUUGGUUGCCGUCAAGCAAACGCCAUUGGAAUCUGUGGCCGAAGACGAAGAAGAUUUGGAUCAGAUGGAUGCUCUGUCCAAUUUGCCACCGCGCGAUGCGGUGGAUAUUGAGUUCAGGGAUUUGUCGCUGACGGUCAAAUUGGGCUUUAAUCGAGGUGAAAAAGAGAUUUUGCAUAAUGUCUGUGGCAAGUUUCCGGGUGGCCAGCUGAUUGCCAUAAUGGGUCCAUCUGGGGCUGGUAAAUCCACAUUGCUCGAUGCUCUAUCUGGUUUCAAAACAACCGGCGUAGAUGGCUCAAUACUGCUCAAUGGUCGACGACGUGAUUUGCCCUCAUUUCGUCGCAUGUCCUGCUACAUUACACAGGAUGAUCGUCUGCAGCCUUUGCUGACGGUUAGCGAGAAUAUGCAUAUAGCAGCCGAUCUUAAAUUGGGUGAGAAUGUCACCUACGAAGAGAAGGAAAGAAGAAUUGAAGAUAUUCUGUUGCUGUUGGGUCUUUAUGAUCACGACCAGACGCUGACAAUGCGUCUGUCUGGUGGUCAGAAGAAGAGGCUAUCCAUUGCCAUGGAAUUGAUUAAUAAUCCCACUGUGAUGUUCCUGGACGAGCCGACGACCGGCUUGGACAGCAGUUCCUGCACCAAAGUCCUGGAGUUAUUGAAACGACUUACAUCCCAGGGUCGCACCAUCAUUUGCACCAUUCAUCAGCCGACUGCCAAGCUAUUCCAGAUAUUCGACCAGGUCUAUGUGCUCUCAGCGGGCAAUUGUGUCUACCAAGGCGGUACCCAGAAGAUGGUGCCAUUCCUGCAUUCUGUGGAGUUGCCCUGCCCCAUGUACCACAAUCCAGCUGAUUACAUUAUUGAGUUGGCCUGUGGCGAGUAUGGCUUUGACAAGAUCGAUACGCUGAAGAGCGCCUCGGAGAACGGCAGCUGCCUGACCUGGUUCAACGAUCCCGGCUCGGUGCUGCGUGCUGAAACUCUGAUGCGCAAGCAUCCCAUACCCAGGCGCAAAAAAAACGUUUCCAUGGAGAACACCAGCUUCAUGAAUCAGUGCUCCGUACUGCUCCGACGCGGCUACAUUAAGGCUAGGCGUGAUACGACAAUGACACAUCUGCGCAUCAUCGUCAACAUUGCGGUGGCUGUGCUCUAUGGAGCCAUGUACGAUCGAUCCGGUCGCGAAGGUUCCAGAGUUCUUGAUAAUUAUAAUUUACUAUUCGCCAUAUUGAUGCACCAUUCUAUGACAACGAUGAUGUUGACAGUACUAACAUUCCCCAUCGAGAUGACCAUUUUAAUCAAGGAGCACUUCAAUCGCUGGUACUCCCUGAAGGCCUACUAUUUUGCGUUGACGCUGAUUGACCUGCCCAUAACGCUGUUAAGCACAUUGUUGUUUACGGUCAUCAUAUAUCUGUGGAGCUAUCAGCCCUUGGAAUGGGUGCGCUUCUGGAUGUUCUUUGCGAUCAGUUUGCUGAUUGUGUUUGUGGGUCAGAGCAUUGGUCUCAUCAUUGGCGCUUGGUUUGAUGUGGUCAACGGCACUUUCCUGGCUCCAGUGCUGACCAUUCCCAUGAUGAUGUUUGCCGGCUUUGGUGUCACACUGCGUGAUCUGCCCAGCUAUCUGAAAUGGGGCAGUCACAUAUCCCAUUUGCGUUACGGCCUCGAAGGCUUUAUAGCCGCCAUCUAUGGAUUGAAUCGUGGCACUUUGGCAUGCGAUGAGGCGCCAUACUGCCACUAUAGAUAUCCAAAGAAGUUUCUCGAGGAGAUUACCAUGCGUGGCGAUCAAUUCUGGAAGGAUAUCAUUGCAUUGUGCGUCAUGAUGUUCAUAUUCCGACUGGGCGCCUAUAUUGUGCUCAAGGCCAAGAUCAAAUCGAUCAGAUGAGUGUUGACCGUUUAGGAUCGAACUUAAACUUGCCCCCUGUAUUAUAUAGAAAUUCUUGUUGAACAUUACGUUUAGUGUUAAUUUUACUAAAUUAAUUACAUUAAAAAAGAAUUGUUAAUUAAAGCUACUCGAUGACGUGGACUCUAUAAAUAUAUAUAUAUUUCAUAUAUCA